This is a messenger RNA of Schistocerca americana (American grasshopper), 540 nucleotides long. Its product is annotated as cuticle collagen 10-like. The record is from RefSeq and is a predicted model, not a curated record. NCBI's taxonomy places the organism in Eukaryota, Metazoa, Arthropoda, Insecta, Orthoptera, Acrididae. The transcript is spliced from 3 exons. Bases 1 to 540 code for a protein of 179 amino acids.
AUGGCAUUUACGUCACCUAUGAUGAUAGCUGGGCUAAGUGAGGAAAUGUAUUCGAAGAGAUCUACUGGAAAAUCCUCACUGAGAGCACCAUUCCACAACGGUGACCUUGGAGAACCAUUCCACAACACUGAACUUGGAGCACCAUUCCACAAUGGUGAAAUUCGAGCACCAUUCUACAAUGGUGAAAUUGGAGCACCAUUCUACAAUGGUGAACUUGGAGCACCAUUCUACAAUGGUGAACUUGGAGCACCAUUCUACAAUGGUGAACUUGGUGCACCAUUACACAACGGUGAACUUGGAACACCAUUCCACAACGGUGAACUUGGAGCACCAUUCUACAAUGGUGAACUUGGAGCACCAUUCUACAAUGGUGAACUUGGUGCACCAUUCCACAAUGGUGAACUUGGGGCACAAAAAUCGGAUUUGUGCGGGCGGAAGCGUGUGUCUGGUGAUUACAGCCCGCCGGCGCAUUCACAACUUGGCGGCGAGCGCUGGCUGCCCGUCCGCCUUUUGAAUGGGUCGUUAGCCGCGCCGCCGUGA